GCAGGACCUGGCGGUGCAGGGACGGUGGUUCCCCUUAGCUAUUUUUUCUCUGUCGUGAAGGCGGUGGGAGCAGGCGGAGUGGGCAGCAGCGGCCUCCUGAGCGUAUGCUCUGGCCUAAAACGUGUAAUCAUGACUCUAGCCUGCCAUUGUCAUGAAGUUCCAUUUUCUGUGAUUUUUUUUUUUUCCUCCCAAGGCUAGUGUUUAAAAUGCUUUGCAAAAAUAAGCCGUUGUUGUCAAGUUUCCCUCUAGGAAUAAAAUGGAAGGCGAGUCGAGCAGAUGGGAGAUCCGCACUCCAGUUUUUGACAAGAAAAAGAAGAAGUAUUCUGUAGAUAAGGAGAGACACAGGACGCAUGCCCAGGAAGGUUUCAGAGACGUCCCCCCAGCAAGCGAACAGUCUCACAAAACGAAAAAAAAGAGAAAGGACCGCCAGCAUUUGGCCUCGUCUGCUUGGAAAGCACCAGAGCUCCUUGAGGAGCCCGAAAAGGCCGCUUCUGCAGCCAGAAGGCGGAGGAGCAGCGCCCCGGGGUUACAGGACGAGGCGGGCGUGUGCAUCCUGGUGGACAAGGCGAACAUCGAGAACACGUCGAAGAGCCGUAGGAGGAAUGUUGACAUCGUUUAUGUUGACAUGAGCAAGGAACAGGAGGCAGCCAGAGCGCCCGGAGCCGCUGAGCCGCGUGCAGUUUCUAAGCGACAUGAAGAUGAGUCGGAAGAAUCACGCAGAAAAGUGAGGGAGGAAAGGAAAAAGCGUAGGCGGGAAGCUGCGCCCUGCGAUGCGGGGCUGGGAGGCCUGGGCUCCGGUGCCAGGGCCCUGUCCCAGCCCGAGUCCCUGCUCUCUGUGGGCCUCGAAGGCGCGGUCACACAGCUGCCAGGGGCUGCUCAGAAAAAGCCUAAGAAAAGAAAGAGAAAGAUUUCACGUAGCCAGGAAUCUGAGGGUCCCGAGCCUGGGACCUCGGAGGGCUCGCAAGUGGUCCCAGGUGCGGGGCCUGCAGAGGGCUGGGAAGAGCCCUGCAGGUUAAAGAAAAGGGCUAAGAAAAAGAGGCGGAGGUCUUCUGCUGAAAGCGCCCCAGCUUCCGGCGGUGGGCUCUCGGGGUGCCCCACGAGCUUCAGGGACCCGCUCCUCGACUCACUGGAAGGCACCGGCUCCUCGAUUGAGGAGAGCAUGACACCCCGGCCGCGAGAGGAGCCAACCCAGGAGUGUCCGCAAGAGGUGCAGAGGUUAGGACCUGCAGAUGAAGAAAACAGCGUGGAAUGGGCUAGAGAUUCUGAAGCUCGGCAUUUGUCUGAAGACUCGGAGGGUGCAGACGUGGACCUGGCGUCUGCCGUGCGGCAGCUCCGGGAGUUCAUCCCCGGCAUCGGGGAGAGGGCGGCCACCACGAUUAAGCGCAUGUACCGGGAUGACUUGGGACGGUUCAAGGAGUUCAAAGCGCAGGGUGUCGCCAUUAAAUUUGGCAAGUUUUCUGCAAAGGAAAAUCAGCAGUUAGAAAAAAACGUGCAAGAAUUUCUGUCCCUGACUGGAAUUGAGAAUGCGGACAAGCUGCUGUACACAGACAGGUACCCAGAGGAGAAGGCCGCCAUCACCGACCUCAAGAGAAAAUACGCAUUUAGACUGCACAUUGGUAAGGGCAUCGCCCGGCCCUGGAAACUCGUGUACUACCGAGCCAAGAAGAUGUUCGAUGUCAAUAAUUACAAAGGCAGGUACAGCAAAGGGGAUAUGGAGAAGUUAAAAAUAUACCACUCCCUCCAUGGCAAUGACUGGAAAAAGAUUGGGGACUUGGUGGCUCGAAGCAGCCUCUCCGUUGCCCUGAAGUUCUCCCAGAUCAGCAGUGAAAGAAAUCAUGGCGCUUGGAGUAAGACGGAAACCCAGAAACUAAUCAAGGCUGUUGAAGAAGUGAUUCUAAAGAAAAUGUCUCCCCAGGAUUUAAAAGAGGUAGAUUCUAAACUCCAAGAAAAUCCUGAGGGCCGCCUGUCAAUUGUUCGGGAAAAACUCUACAAGGGCAUAUCUUGGGUAGAAGUCGAAGCCAAAGUAGAAACCAGAAACUGGAUGCAGUGUAAAAGUAAGUGGACGGAGAUUCUCACCAAGAGGAUGACGAAUGGCCGGGACGUGUACCGCGGAGUGAACGCCCUGCAGGCCAAAAUCAACCUGAUCGAGAGGUUGUAUGAAAUAAAUGUGGAGGAUGCUAAUGAAAUAGACUGGGAAGAUCUGGCUGGUACCAUAGGGGAUGUUCCUCCGUCUUAUGUUCAAACUAAAUUUUAUAAGCUGAAAGCGACCUGUGUUCCCUUCUGGCAGAAGAAGACUUUCCCAGAGAUUAUCGACUACCUUCAUGAGACGAGCCUGCCUCUGCUCAGAGAGAAGCUGGAGAAGAAGAUGGAGAGAGGCCGCGCGAGGCUGCAGACGCCUGCGGCGCCCAGGCGCGCCUUCCUGUUCAGGGACAUCUUCUACUGCGACAGAGACAGCGAGGACGACGACGACGGGAGUGGGCCGAGUUAGGGGCAAGGUGCUGCGUGUCCAUUCUCUGGCUUGGUUGUAUUUCUAUACAUGUGUCGGUAAAGCUGUUUUUAGUGUUGUUGGCUAGUAAAGAAGAUGCGGUGGCCGAAGGGCGGGCACAAAAGUGACGGCCUGUGCUGUGGAGCCGAGUCUGUCUGCAUGUGAAGAGCAGGAGCAGGGUGUGAUUUAACACCUGUCACGUUGGAGACAGUCGCAUCGGACGGCUUCUGUGCGACCACAGAACCCCAGGCCCCCGUGCAGCAGAGGGUUCAUGUCCCGUAAACAUUUCACUGUGUGGAUUCAGCUCUGCAUGGAUUCAACUCUUCGUGCAUUCAGCCAUGCGUGGAUCCGACUGUUCGUGCACCGGCAGAACGAGGGCAUCACCGGCUCAGUGUGCACACGGUUUGCUUCCUGCCGCUCACUUGUUUAUGUGUCUAAGGAGAUGAGUGUCAGUGGGAAGUCGUGGGCGUGCCAUUUCCUCAUGCAGGUUUCAGUUCCCGUGCACCUGUCACAGGGUGCUCAGCCUGCCUUCCUGAGUGUGUCCCAGUGUUUAAAGAUGUGUAUUUUCCGGACAUGAUGCCCCCUCAGAGCCAGUCACUGGAUUCACCUGGUGUCCAGCUGCAGGGAAAAGCUCAGUACUCUUCCAUUGCUUCCAGAAACACUGGCUCCAUUGGACACGGAAAGAUGCCAGGUGGGUGUCAGGCACACUCAAGCCUGCUGGAAUUUCAGGGGCUACUCCAGCAGUCGGGAAGCAAAAGCACCUCAGACAUUUCAGAUAGGAUUUCAUAUUGGGAUCUAGGCUGCAAAAUUGUUAAGCAGGAUGGAGGAGUACACGGGGAGAUGGAAUCACCCAGUGAUGGGCACCUGAGGGGAAGCCACUGCGGCCUAGUGUGCCCCGGCUCCUCCACAGCUCUGCCCCUCCCUGCCACUCAGCCUUAGCAGGAACCUGUCUCCCUGGCGCACAUGGCUCCUGCCACCUCCUGCCUUUCAGUUUCUCACAAGUGUCCCGAUGGGCAGCCCUGGGCAGGACCCAGCUGGUGGAGGAAGUAAAGUCUCCCGCCUUCUGGCCACAUCUGUACCAGCGGCUCCCAGGCAGGAGCAUGUGGUAAACAGUGUCCCAUCACGGUGGUGGCGCCGUCUGUGCCGAGUGCUCUCUCUGACGUCACCUGUUACGUCAUGAUGUGAUGUGGCUCGUUCAUCUGCAGAGCUAGAUGCUUCCCAAACCUGCCGUCGCCAGAGAAGGAAGAAUGCAACAAGCCAGUUCCAGGUCCUGGGUCACCCGCGUGUCCCCAGCACCCACAUAGUGCUGUGCAUACAGUACACACUCAGUAAACGUUCAGCAGACAAACGAAUAUUUUUUUUAGAAAGCAUUCAGCCUCGGUCACCUCCUCCCUCAAACAGCUUCCAUGCUGGUGGGGAUGUAAAUUGUAUGCUCCUUGUGGAGGACGGUGGGUAAGACAGCUGGUCCGUAAGAAUGUACGUGUUUUACGGCCCCACAGUCCCACGGCCCCACGGGGCCUGAAGCGAUGGUGGAAGCAGUGCACUGGAACAGCACACAUCAUGUACAUAGGGAAACACGAGUGCUCCUUAGUAGGAAACUCGGUAAGCAACUGUCCUUCCUACAGUGGACUAUCAUGCGGUGUUAAAUGCUGGCAGAUUCAGUUAACAUAAGAGUUUACAUAUUUUCUCAGUUUUGUAAAAGUAAAAAGAAUAAAGGAGAUUGUGUAUAUAUAGAUACAUUAAAACGUGUGGAAAGAA
This is a messenger RNA of Miniopterus natalensis, 4243 nucleotides long. It is a transcript of the gene TTF1, whose product is annotated as transcription termination factor 1. Gene Ontology annotation, molecular function: chromatin binding. Gene Ontology annotation, biological process: termination of RNA polymerase I transcription. Gene Ontology annotation, cellular component: nucleolus. The record is from RefSeq and is a predicted model, not a curated record. NCBI's taxonomy places the organism in Eukaryota, Metazoa, Chordata, Mammalia, Chiroptera, Miniopteridae.